AUGGAGUCGGACCUCAUUCUGGACAUCGUCGACGUAGUUCAUAUCGUGGAGGUACUCAUUGACCUGUGUAUCCAACGCCUGGUGGUCGUUUUUCUCGCUGGAAGCUCUCCAACUCUAAUUCGCACCAUCUCAAACAACUCUGUGAACUCUGGAGGUUCUAGAGAAUCACGGGGAUCACGGGGUAGUAUUUUAUCUUUACGGAGAUCCAGCCACUCACAGCCUAAAACGAUAUACCAGGAAUUGUCUUCCAAACUCCAACAGAUCGAGGUGGACGAUCUUGUCGAAGAUAGUCAACAGCGAAAAACCUUCAAAAUCAUGUUGACCGACUUUGCCUCCAAAUUGGACCCAGACACAUCAUCGGACUUGAGUCGUCUUGUUGUAUCCUUCCAGAUGGUGGCAGCAAAAACGCUUAAUUUGAUGGACCCCUUGAAUACUCCUUUCCAUCUGCUGUACCUUGCAUAUUUUAUUGAUUAUUUAUUGACCCUAGGGUGUUCUCUCCAGCAGCGCAAUUUUUUGCUAAGCUAUCGCCAUGAUCUCUGCUCCAAGAAGAUCCGGCCAAUGAUGAAGAUUGAGGAGCUUCCAAAAUUCCAGCUGAUUUCCAGAAUUUACAACGUUUCGUUCUCUUAUUUGAACAAUAGAGUUUUUGCAUUGAAGGGGGAGUGCCGAAAGGCGGACAUUUUGAGCGAGAUUGAACACAAAAAGGAAAGUUAUAGGUACAGCAAGACUGAGUUUGCGUCUCGUGAGCAUUACAUAUUUUGGUUGCAAGGUAGAACCAGAUUUAUCCAAAAAGCUAUUGAUCGAUUUGGCAAAGAACGUGAUGAGAACACACGACCAGGUACUCGCAAGGUUGGGCCCAAGGAACCUCUAAUGUAUUUCCAGCAAGUUCUGGGAAGUUUCCUUGAGUCUGAAGAGAGUUCUGAUGAUUACAUGGAAAUAAUAAAAGAUUGCAUGUUGAUUUGGCAAAUCGAUGGCUACGAUGCAUAUUUUGCCGUUCUAUAUGCGUGUUUGAAAAAUAACACAAUCACAGAAGAACGGCUACAACUGGCACGCACAGUUCUCGAGUUCGGUGAGUUUGAGUUCAAUCCUCACGCAUGGCCAAAGCCUAUACAAUUGGGCCUUGAACCAUUAAAUGGAUUUGCUCUGUCCAGCUUGAAAAAUGUCACUGCUGAGUUUGACCAUUUGUUUGAUGAUUUGGUCAAAGACAUCGUGAUACAACUUGACAAGAUUGAAAACUCCAGUCUUUUGGGCAUAACUGAUCAAAUGCAGGACACAGUGACCAAAAAACUGAGACAGGUGACCAAGGAUAAAUACAUUUCUCUGUCGUCAUGUCUCGGUAGAAAAUCAUCAAUGAAGGAAGCUAUAGUAUCUCUCGAGAAUGUUGAAAAGCAUCUGAACCACAUCAUUCAAAACGUGUCGGACAAAUAUGAUGCCAAAUGGAACUUCAAGAUUCUAAAACAAACUCUCGCGACGGAUAUCUUAGCAGAUGUGAGGAACAUGGUCGAGUCUUCUUCAAAGGUUGUCGAAUUCAAUGGAAUACCGAUCCGAAUGUAUGAAUCGGGGAAACAGGAUGCAGAUAUGAUGAUCAUUCUACAAUCAUUUAUUAGGAUCAAAAACCUAGCUCGACUCUCUGACGAUGAAUUCACAUCUCUAAUCGAACCUGUGUUCUACCCUGAAUGCUACGUCUUGUGCCAGCAGACUUGCCACAGGCUUCUUGAAAACCAAGCAGAAAUUUUCAAUCACAAAGAUGCUAUUCAGGUGCUGGACUAUUUCGAAAAAUGUCUUUUAACCGACCAAAGUUUACAGUGGAAGAACAAACAACAAAAAGCAGUGUUACUGACCCUUUUCUACAAGACCAUUUCCACUAUAUUAAUCAAUCACACCAAUGAAUUGACCGAGGAUGUUCUGAUGCAAUUGUCCACUUCUCAUUUGCAGGACCUUUUCGUCAAAAUCAACAAACUGUAUCUGUUACACCAGGAGGUAGAACUCCGAUUCCGUGAUGAUGUAUUGGAAGAGAUCUCAGAGCUCACUCGAUCCCUGAACUUGGCGAACUUUUCAAAGGUAUUGAUGAUACGUUUGGUCAAGGCAGAAAAUAUGGAUCCAGCUUUGGAAGACUCGUCAGACUUGAUGGUGAAGGUAUCGGGUCAUUCAGAGUUUCAAACCUCGGUCGGCGAACCAUACUGGGAUGAGGAGUUUGAAAUUGUAGCUGAUGACAAUAUGGUGGCUUUGGAUCUCAUAUUGCUGGAUUGUUCUGAAAAAGCAGACCCAAUUGCGUCGUUCUCGACCACAAUAAAUCUAGACUCGAUCAAGGAGUCAACCCAGCAAAAGUUGAAACUAACCAGCUCAAAUGGAAUCCAUUUGUACAUAACCUAUGCUUUUGAGCGAGCAUUGAAGGAUCCUGUGUUUUUCGUGGGACAGAUUAACCUCAAUUUCAAGCGUGCUUGCAACAAGAUCAUGAAAAAAACGGUUGCAACCAUUUUCCCUGCCAUCAAGGAUGUCUUCACCCGUCAUGGUCUGAAUGAGAUGAAACAGGUUAGUCCUCGGUUCUACAAAAUCAAUAACUUCCUACAAGCUGAAGAGGACCCGGAAAACGUUCGGGAUCCUCUGAUUGUCGGCCUUGCUUCGCAUAUCGAGAACGAACUUGAAAUCAUCAAAUCCAGUCUGAGACAUAAUGCAUUUGAAGACUUCAUGGCUGAGGUGUGGUCCUCAAUAUUGAGCAGAGCUACAAAUAUGCUCUUGCCAUCAUUGACAUUCAUUGAAGCUUUGGCCAUGGAUAGCAGUAUAGAUGCACAAUUGGCUAGUCCACUCAACGGACUCAAGCUCGAGCAAGAGGCCAACAAAAGCGAUCUUCUAUCGAUCGACGACUACGAACGCAUCUUUUCGUGGGUGUACAAGCUAUUUGCUCUUGUAUGCACAAACGUUUCUUCUCGAAGACACUUUGAACUGUUUAGACUGGAGCUUUAUCAGUUCAUACAAGCCAGAGGUCUUUACCAUCAAACUCUGGCUGAUCUACAAAACGAGUAUCGACUCCAAGUUGAGCGAUGCGAAAGUCAAUUGAGAUACAGACGGCUUGCAAGAAGAGACCUUACUCGAUGCCCCAAGAUCAUAAGAAGUCAUGGCACUUGUGAAGGGCUCGAGAAGCUUAUGAAGCAUGAGUACGACCGACAGUAUGAAGACCGAAAUCUUCUCACCAGAGAACUGAUGCUGCGUGUGAUAUUUGCCAAGGAUGGUGUGCGGUCGAUCGAGUACAUCAGCCAAAAGGUUGAAGAGUUUGAGCGGAUGUCUUUUGAUAUUUCCACCAACCAGUCACCAAAAUCGGGCGGCUCAAAAAGAUCUAGCAGAUUAACAAUUGAAAAGCAAAUAAGUAAUGCCAACGAGAACGCAGAUUGGCUUGCCAUAAGAGGAGAAAUCAAUAAUCUCAAGAACUGGGUGUCUGGUCUGGUGGAGACGUCAGCGAUCUCCAUGUACGACCUGAAAAUCCACACCAAAUCGAUUGACGACCUUGUGUUUGAGCUUGAUAGUAAGAAACGCACCUACAAUCAAAGACGAUUCAAGUUCAGCUUCAAACCAGAAAAGGCUACACGACCCUCGAUCAAAUCAAAUACGGUGUCGACUCUGGGCGCACCAACGUUGCAAGACGUGUCCCGUAUAAACCAGAAGGUGGGAAAAUCGCACGAAAACGUUUAUGUCGACUCUAUCAGCAACUCGGUUGUCGUGAUCCCAGCAGACGGCUCUGCAGGAGCCAUUACACUGAAAAAUUGCACCAACUGCGUGUUUUUCGUGGAUUCCAGCUCGUUCGUUUACUUGGAAGGGAUCUCAUCCUGUGUAGUUGUUGGUAAAGCCCAUCAACUGCGUAUCCAUAAGACUGUGGCGUCGUACAUUGACACUCAAAUUCAGAGCGAGCUGAAUAAAAUAAUCAUUGAAGAGUCAAACCAACUGAUCUUUGUUGACCACAAUUCCGUGAAAGUUGAGGAUUUCAGUCAUCCCGCACUGCCAAGUCCUAAUUACAGAUUUGCCAGCGAACAUCUAGCACUGGACGCCGACAGUGUUCAAGUGGAAACUCUUCCUGAGCUACUCGCGUCCAAACUCAAGGCAGUGCCAGAUUCAGAAAAAUAA
Molecule: messenger RNA, 4113 nt
Organism: Ogataea philodendri
Lineage: Eukaryota; Fungi; Ascomycota; Pichiomycetes; Pichiales; Pichiaceae
Exons: 3
Coding region: 1-4113 (1370 amino acids)
Biological process (GO): post-chaperonin tubulin folding pathway; tubulin complex assembly
Cellular component (GO): cytoplasm
Source: RefSeq, a predicted model, not a curated record